AUGUGUUACGUUAUCAUAACGCUAAGGACAGUAAUUUGGUGCUUAUUUUCUUUAUUUGACACGGUUUUGAUGAUCGUAAUCCUGAUGUCUCCUAUGUGGUUGGUGGGAAUUCAGAAUUACAACCGAUUAAUCGAACGAGUUCCCAUUUACUCAAACUAUACAUCGGCAGUAAACUACUUGGCAAUAAUAAGAAACAACGGGAGAUACAACGAAACAGGGAUAAAUAAAAAAAUAUCGAGAAAUCAUCGCAUUAAAAGGCGUUUAGCUGAUAAUAAUUGGCCAAAUAUAAAAAAUAGAUCUGCUAAAAAGUAUAGCCUAUUAUUCGAUAGGAGGCAGAAAAUAUCAUUUCCAUAUUCUAGCGGUGAUAUUGUAGAAAAUAUGGAUAAUCAUGUAUUAUACAUCGAUGCUGCCAUAUCUCAAAAAGUGAAUGUUCACGAACCAAAUAGCGCUCUAACCCAAAAUCCGUAUAAUAGAGACCAAAAUAAAUCCCGAGGAAAUAAAAAUUAUCCGCGAAUAGAUUUGUCAAGACGUAGUCGUAGUAAAAAUUGGAAUCUAGAUAAUAUGAAUGGCCAAUUACCCACUCUGUUUCAUGAGUAUCAACGCCGGGGAAAACACCUUUAUUUGCCCAGCAUAGGAAUUUAUACGAGAUGCACUAAAUUAUAUAAGGCCUGGACAGUUGAUAAUCCUAAAGUUGUUUACCGAACAUCCAAAUAUACAGGAAGCACUCAAAAGACAGAAUCAGAGAAAACAAAUAACGAGAUCACAUAUUUUUGCGGUCCUUUUGAAACUUUCCCUUCAAACAUAGCUUGGAAAAUAGUGCUGAUAUUUAUGCUAAUAGGCUGUAUACUCAUGAUAAUCACAUGUUUCGCUGCUCUGGUAUCCUUCUGUAUCAGGAGCUUGUUCAAAAAAUCUAUUUGCAUAUUGACAGGGAUAGUGCAAGCCUUUGCAGGAUUAUUUUUUACGCUGGCUCUAAUCAUAUAUCCGAUUGGAUGGAGCUCAUCUAGAGUAGAAAAAAUAUGCGGGAAUGGAUCAGAUAUUUACGCUCUUGGGCAUUGUGAACCAGGUUGGGCUUUCUACUCCGGAAUAGGUGGCACGGUUUUGUGCUUUUUAUGCAGUUUUUUGACGAUACAAGCGGAAAUUUCGACAUCGAAUGACAAAGUUCAAAGCGAGAUAUUAAAAGGACGUUCAAUUAUAUUCCUGCUAUAAAAUAACAAUUUAAA
Gordionus sp. m RMFG-2023 is the source of this 1220-nucleotide messenger RNA. RefSeq lists its product as uncharacterized. The record is from RefSeq and is a predicted model, not a curated record. Lineage: Eukaryota; Metazoa; Nematomorpha; Gordioida; Chordodea; Parachordodidae. Gene Ontology annotation, cellular component: membrane. Bases 1 to 1206 code for a protein of 401 amino acids. The transcript is spliced from 6 exons.